Molecule: messenger RNA, 2662 nt
Organism: Solanum dulcamara
Lineage: Eukaryota; Viridiplantae; Streptophyta; Magnoliopsida; Solanales; Solanaceae
Product: probable auxin efflux carrier component 1b
Exons: 6
Coding region: 670-2430 (586 amino acids)
Biological process (GO): auxin export across the plasma membrane; auxin polar transport
Cellular component (GO): endoplasmic reticulum; plasma membrane
Molecular function (GO): auxin efflux transmembrane transporter activity
Source: RefSeq, a predicted model, not a curated record
GCCUCUCUUUACUACGUAUCAUGAAAAGAAUAUAAAGAAAGCUUCCCAAAAGCCCUCAGCUUUUAUAUCUUUGUCUGCCAUUUAAUUCCCAUAAACAAACAAAUCACUAUCACAUAAAUUCCCACAAAAACCUCGUCCUUCUUCUCUCCCUUUUUUCUUUACACAUUUUCCUCUUAAAUAACAUUUCUCUACUAACUAUACUAUUUCAUUCUUUAGCUGAAAAAAACUGAACUAUUUUUAGCUCAUAGAGUUAUUACUUAUGUCAGUUGCCUUUAGCUAAGAGUUAAAGAAGAAGAGAAGAACACAAGUAGUUUCUGUUCUUGGGUUCAUUCUGUUUUUAGGCUAACCUUGAAAAAAAUACUUUCUUGAUUGAAAAAAAUGAGUUUCAUGAGGGAAAGUUUGAAUCUUUUUUGUGUUUCUUCCAUUUUUAUUGUACCCAAAGCCAUAUUCUGACCUGGGGUCUGUUCUUGGGGCUCAUUCUGUUUUUAGGCUAAUCUUUAAAAUAAUAGUUUCUUGAAAGAAAAAAAGGUGUUUCAUGAGGGAAAGUUUGAAUCUUUAUUGUGUUUCUUUCAUUUUUUUGUAAACCCCAACUGGUUUUUGUACCCCCAAAGCCAUAUUCUGAUCUUUUGGGUGUUUUUUUGUUUGUUUCAUUUGAGUGUAGGGAAAAAAAUGAUAACACUUUCGGACCUUUACCAUGUUCUAACUGCUGUAGUUCCACUCUAUGUAGCUAUGAUAUUGGCUUAUGGCUCAGUGAAAUGGUGGAAGAUUUUUAGUCCAGAUCAAUGUUCAGGAAUCAACAGAUUUGUAGCUCUUUUUGCAGUUCCAUUGCUAUCUUUUCACUUCAUUGCUUCUAACAAUCCUUAUGCUAUGAACUACAGGUUCAUAGCUGCUGACACUUUACAAAAAGUCAUAGUUCUAGUUGUUUUAGCCAUUUGGUCAAGAAUUAGCUCAAGGGGUUCUCUUGAAUGGUCCAUUACUUUGUUUUCCCUUUCUACUUUGCCCAACACUCUAGUUAUGGGAAUCCCUUUGUUAAAGGGAAUGUAUGGUGAUGCCUCAGGGAGUUUAAUGGUCCAAAUUGUUGUUCUUCAAUGUAUCAUUUGGUACACUUUGAUGCUUUUCUUGUUUGAGUAUAGAGGUGCUAGAAUGCUUAUUUCUGAGCAGUUUCCUGACACUGGAGGGUCAAUUAUUUCAUUUAAAAUUGAUUCUGAUGUUAUUUCAUUAGAUGGGAAAGAACCAUUGGAAACUCAAGCUGAAGUUGGUGACGAUGGGAAACUUCAUGUAAUUGUGAGGAAAUCAACAAGUUCAAGGUCUGAAAUUUUUUCAAGAAUGUCAAAUGGACAUAACACUGGUGGUCUUUCUAUGACACCAAGACCAUCAAAUUUGUCUAAUGCUGAGAUUUAUUCUUUGCAAUCUUCAAGAAAUAUAACCCCUAGAGAUUCAAGUUUUAACCAUAAUGAUUUAUACUCAAUGGUGAAUGGAAAAAAUAAUGCAAAUAUGAGUCCUAGGACAUCAAAUUUUGGCAACUUAGGAUUUGAUGAGGAGAGUGGAUUUGGGAAGACAAAUGUGGGGUACCCUGCACCUACUAAUGCUGGGAUUUUUUCCCCGGCCACCGGACCGGGGACAAAGAAGAAGGCUAAUGGGACAGAUGGUGGAAAAGAUCUUCACAUGUUUGUUUGGAGUUCAAGUGCUUCACCAGUAUCUGAAGGAGGGAUUCAUGUGUUCAGAGGAGGUGACUAUGGUAAUGAGCUUGGCAUUGGACCUCACCCAAAAGAUUAUGAUGAUUUUGGCCGAGAAGAGUUUGCUCUCGGGAAUAAAAAUAACUCCAAUGGAUGUCAUCGAGAAGAGCCGGUGCUAAAGAAGCUUGGAUCAAGCUCUACAGCCGAGCUGUUUCCCAAAACUGCUAAUGAAACUAAGGCUACUGCUAUGCCUCCUGCUAGUGUGAUGACCAGACUUAUUCUGAUUAUGGUGUGGCGAAAACUCAUUAGGAACCCGAAUACUUAUUCUAGUCUCCUUGGCCUUACUUGGUCCUUGAUCUCAUUCAGGUGGAACAUUCAGAUGCCUUUGAUUAUUGCUAAGUCUAUAUCAAUUCUCUCUGAUGCUGGUCUUGGAAUGGCAAUGUUUAGUCUUGGUUUGUUCAUGGCGUUGCAGCCUAAAAUGAUCUCCUGUGGAAAAACAAUUGCUGCCUUCUCUAUGGCAGUGAGAUUCAUCAGCGGUCCAGCAGUCAUGGCCGCUGCCUCCAUCGCUAUUGGACUUCGAGGUGUUCUUUUGCAUAUUGCUAUUGUUCAGGCAGCUCUACCUCAAGGAAUUGUUCCUUUUGUCUUUGCAAAAGAAUACAAUCUUCAUCCUGAUAUACUAAGCACAGGGGUUAUAUUUGGGAUGUUAAUAGCUCUUCCAAUCACUUUGGUCUACUACAUUUUGCUGGGGCUUUGAUGCUGAAGAGAGUAAAGCUGUUAAUCUAAAAGGAAAUGACUUUUUUGCCACUGCUUUUUUUAUGGCUUCUAACAAAGACAUAAGCCCUCACUUCUCAGUAGAUUAAAAUUAUUUUGUUGGCCUUUUAUAAUCCCUCCUCUAGUUUUGAACCUUUUGUGUUGUGCAAUGUUAUUUGCCAACUCAAGUUGCUUUUCAUCAAGAAAGUGAAACUUAUUUGUCCAGUUUAGGACCA